Cuscuta epithymum is the source of this 1242-nucleotide messenger RNA. Lineage: Eukaryota; Viridiplantae; Streptophyta; Magnoliopsida; Solanales; Convolvulaceae. The record is from the annotation of a GenBank genome assembly.
CCCAACUUGGUAUGUGUUUCCUUUUCCGUUGUACAGAAUCUAAAACCCCGACCGCCCCCUACUUUUUCUCAUCAUGCAUUCAUGCCUACGCCUUUGUAUAUAUUCUCCCACUCAUGUUUUUUUCUCAUCAUAUUCUUCUGCUGUCUUUAAGGUUGUCCGCCGCUACUGUCGCUGUUCCAACAUGCCUUCACGCGCCCCGGUCACUGUCCGGGAAGUUUGGGCCCACAACCUCGAAUCGGAAAUCCAAAUCAUCCAAAAUCUCGUCGACACUUACUAUUACGUCUCCAUGGACACGGAGUUUCCCGGCGUAGUGUUCAAGACCCAAAGUUCAGUCAGAGCAUGGGAACGACGACGGCAGGGCUCCGCCGUCGAGCAGUACCGGCUGCUGAAACUGAACGUCGACGCAUUGAAUAUAAUUCAGAUCGGGCUGACCCUGUCCGACCCGGAGGGGAACCUCCCCGACGUGGACGAAUCCGGCGGCCGGUGCAUCUGGCAGUUCAACUUCUCCGACUUCGAUUUGGCGCGUGACCUCCACGCGCCGGACUCUGUCCUGCUCCUCCACGGCCACGGCAUCGACUUCAACCGGACCCGGGAGCUCGGGAUUGAUUCGGCCCGGUUCGGGGAGCUGAUAAUGUCAUCCGGUUUGCUCUGCAACGAGUGGGUGAGCUGGGUGACUUUCCACGGCGCGCACGACUUCGGCUACUUCGUGAAGAUUCUGAUGCAAUCUCCGCUGCCGGAUCGGUUGGAAGACUUUCUGGGAAAUCUGACGGCGUUUUUCGGAAGCAGUGUGUACGACGUCAAGCACAUGAUGAAAUUCUGUGAGCGGCUCUGUGGCGGGCUGGACCGGCUGGCCAAAUCACUGGACGUGGACCGGGUGGUAGGGCAGUGCCACCAGGCCGGUUCGGACAGUCUCUUGACAUGGCAUGUCUUCCAAAAGAUGAGGGAUGUCUACUUUCACCAUGGUGGGGUGGAAAAGUUUGUUGGUGUGCUAUUUGGAUUAGAAGUCUAUUGAGCACAUAUAUUUGUAGGCGUAGUUUUUUAUUUUUAAAUUAUUAUUACUCCGUAGUAUAGUGAUUGACUGGCUGGUAUAUAUUUUUUAUUUUUAAUUUUUUGUUGUACUAAUAGUAGAAUGAUAGGGAUGGUGAGAGCUACACCCAAAUAGUCCUUAGUACCUCAUAUUAUACAUAUCCAUUCUUAAUGACUUUGUCAUUUUUAGUAACACUUAAAUAUGUAAAAAUAAAG